UCCAAACAUGGCCGCUCGCAUGUGAAUGUCAUGCCACUAAAAUCCUUCAUGUGAAUGAGUUCAUUUCAGGUGUAACUGGUUAGAGUGGAGGUUUAAACGUAAAUCUGAUCUAACGGGGUUUUUUGUUUACUUUAUCCAUUAAAGUUAGUCACGCAUUGGUAAGUCCAGAAUUUCCUCGGAUCCGAAGAUCUAGAGACCAGCUUACUGAACACAUUAGCAAACCAGUGGCUCGCCACCGAGUCGGUUGAGAUGGAUCCUGACCAGCAGCUGAGAAACCUGCGGGAUUUCCUUUUGGUUUACAACCGCAUGACUGAAAUCUGCUUCCAGCGCUGCACAAGCAACUUCAACUACAGGAACCUCACAAUGGACGAGGAGCGCUGUGUGGACAACUGUGCUGGGAAGCUGAUUCGCACAAACCACCGCUUGAUGGGCACGUAUGUGCAGCUGAUGCCUCGGAUGGUGCAGCGAAGGAUGGAGGAGAUGGAGAGCAAGGCUGCAGAGAAUGCAAAGGCAGCCGAGGCUGCAGCUACACCUGGAACCAUUGGGACUGGAGCCGAAGCCACACCAUCAAUUCAGACAUCUAUAAGUUCAUCUCCACCUACUCAGAUAACCUCUUCAGUGACUGAAGUAGCAUCAGAAGUCCAUGACUCACCCUUAAAACCAGCAGCAUUAGCAAUUCCAGCUAAUACAGUAGCCACAGGAAUAGGUUUAUCAGCCAGCGCACCACUUACACCCAGGACUGAUGGUGUAAAUGUCUCAGAGCUUAAAGAAACUGGAUUAGGAUUUCCUCAGCCUGCUGUAUCUGGAAUCCAGAAUGACUUUGGCAGCCCUAAAGCAUCACCAUGACCAGAAAAUGGACCAAAAGGCAGAUCCUACAGAGUCUAAAUCAUGAGGCCUGACAGGCCAAGAGAGUCAUGAAUCAAAGAAGUCUUACCGGUCAAACUGAAAUCUCUGUCCUCAACAUCCAGGCAAAACAAUCUUUGAAAUUUAUGAAAUGAUGAGGAUUAUUUUGACAGAGUACUAUUGUUUUUAUUUUUAUUUUUUUUUUACUUUUUUAGAUUUGUCUUGUGGCUGCAGUCAUAUACAUGUCAUCUUUUUUUUAUUUUAGAUUAAUAAAUAAUUAAAGGAUUGCUGACAAGGUUAACAUAAAGGUAUAGUUCAGGGUUUUUUUUAAAGUUGUUUUCUGAUUAAAAUCUAAAAUGUAUAUGUUUAUGUGCUUUACAGCUGAGGUCCCCAACCCAGGUCCUCACACCCCACUGUCCUGCAUGUUUUAGGUGUUUCUCUGCUUCUUUACACCUGGCUUAAAUAAAUGGGUGAUUAACAGACUUCUGCAGCAACUGGAGCUAAGCAAAUGAGUAAAUGCCACCAUUUUUACCAUUCUGGAAACAUCUAAAAUAUGCAGGGUAGUGGACCUUGAUUACCCAGGUUGGGGGCCUCUGCUUUACAGAUGGAAAAUAAAAACAAAAAAGGAAAAACAUAUACAUUGCAGUGGUGAAGUAAGGGAAAACAGACUACACGUUACGAUGGUCCAGUUAUUAAUCAAAAGUACCUAUAAACAAAUGGUCCUUUAGUCUAUAUUUAAAUUAACAGUAUUUCAGUAUUUUGGGAUUUUCUGGAAGUUUAUUUUGGUGAUUAAGCCCAAAUACAUCCUAAGAAUGAAAUAUGCCAUUCUAAGGCAUUUCAGAAGUAGUAAUUUAUAUAUUUUUUUGUAUAAAAAUGCCAACUCAAUUAAGUAGCUUCUUUGACUUAAAAUCCUCUUACAAGUUCAAUUCAGGUUCACAUUAAAUUCAAUUCAGCUUAUUUACAUAGCACCAAUUCACAACAUAUACUUUCAGUUCAGUCAUACAUAGCUACUAGUUGAUCCUAUUUACCAAACAGUGCAAUACGUUUUGCUCAUUAUUAAAAUUAGCUUUAAAAGGUUUCUAUUGAAGAAAAUCAUUUACAUUUAAUUAAGUUAUAGAUUUGCAGCAUUCACUCAAAUGAGCACGUAGUGACAGCAGAAUCCUUCAUACAGCUUCAUACUGAUGCAUGUUGCAACAGUGAAGAGGAAGAACUACCCUUUUAUACAGAAAAAAGCUCUGGCAGAACCUGGCUCAGUGCAAGCAAGCAUCUCCCACCAAUUGGGAGUUUGAGAAGACAGAGCAGAUACACAAAAAUGAAACAGAAAAACUAAUGUAGGCGUACCUUCUAUGCAAAUAAAAAGUAAAAAGUUAGUAGGAAGUGCUCCACCUCCUACUUCCAUUUUCCAUAUGAAACGGGACAAACAUGACGAUAUAAACUUUAAAGCUACGGUGCUAAAAAGUUAUUUCAGAAAUCCACCUUGGUCUCACUUUCUGUUGAACUAGCUGCUAGCUUUAGAUUUCAAGAUAAGAUAAUGUGGAUUUAGAGUUCAUACCCAUGCCUUUAAAUAGUUACUUCUGUUUGCUGUUAUUAUGUCUGAGAGCUUGGUCAAUUUAAAACAGUGGUGAAAGGUAAUGAGGUCAUGUUGAUGCACUAUGAUGUGCCUAAAAACAGCGCAAGUUAUAAAAGAAAUAGUUAAAAUCCAAAUUUUUCAUGUAACACAUUACGAAAUAAAGAUUGUUAUAUAUCAACAUUUCAGGUUUUCAGUUCUAUCAGUCAUGAGAGACUUAGACAACCUGAAUUACAUCUGAAGGGCAUCCUGCUGGAUGUUCUGACAAAGCUUCAGGUCUGACUGUUAUGACUGUGAAACGAGGUUAUGACCUUGGUCACAUCUGCCUCCUCACAUAGUUUCCUUUGUGUUGCUAUCAAGAUGAUCUCACAUAGCAUUAUCUACUACUGUCAUCUGUUACACACAACAACUGCAAAAUUCAGCAAGAAGUUGAUAGGGUUGGCCAAAAAAAAUUGUGAUGCUUAUAAUUCUAUGGUCAACAUCAGUCGGUUGCAUUCUAAAAAGCUUGAACAAUUGUCUCAUCAGUAAAUAUAAUGGGACAAAAAUGGAUAAAAUAAAAGGCUACUUUGUCUCCACUCUUGUGUCAUCAUAGGGCCUUUUGAUGAUACAAAAGGCCCUUUAGUGCACAUUAUUGCAUUAUUGCACAUUGGUGCAAUAAUGUGCAAUAAUAUAUUACACAUCGAUCCUGGUUCUUGGCAGCCUACUUAGGGGAGGAGUUAUUGUGGUUACUGACAUUCCUACUAGUUCAUGUAAGGAUAUUUCACAUUAAAUUUGUUGUGGUUAGUGCAAUAAAGAACCAAGGUCGCAACAUCUAUCUUUAUGUCUGUGUUGCACCUCCAGGAAGAGUUUUCUAAAACAUGAACCCAAAUAUAUUACACCUUUGGCUAUUUUCUUAAAUAACUGAAUAGUGGCAUUGAGAAUAUCUUUCUAAAUGUAAUUUAAAAAUCAAUGUGAACACUGGCCUAAAAAAGCAUGCAAUUAAGAUACUACUAUAAAGUUGCGAUUUGACUAAACUCAUAAUGAUCAACCCACAUUUUUUGGUAGUUUUCUUCCUUGGUCAUUACAUAUCUACCACUGACCAUGACCUUUACUAUCUCAGAUACUGGUUAGGUGGACAUUAAGGUGAUUUAGAGUACACCCAAAGAGUUGAAUAUGUUAUAAAAUUAAACCAUAACUCUUAUGAAUAUAAUAUCCUGCCACAUAUUGCAGUGCUCUGAGUUUGCUGUAUUGCAGAGUCUGAUGUCGACAUGGUGAUUGCUAUGCUACAUUGUGCAACUCUACUUCUCGAAUAAAAGCAGACUCUGGAGAAACACAGUGAAAUAUUUAUAUAAACUACAGCUCUUCAUUGGCAAGUAUUUACCAUCUUGUUAUUAUGUGAUUAUUUCCUGCUGAUUUCUACCUUUUAUGCCAUUGUUACUUGCAUUACAUAACUACAAUUUUCGGUUUACAAAAAGGUCUGCAAUCCGUUUUGUCCCAUUAUAGCCAUUCACAACAGGUGAUGGCAUAUUGAUAUGUAUUAAGUUCAGCACCUUUUUGAGUCUAUGCCACAAAAAAUAAAGGCAAUUACAGAGACAAAAAUGUGUCGACUCUACCAAGAUAUGCCUUCUAAAGGGACCAAUGAU
Xiphophorus maculatus (southern platyfish) is the source of this 4032-nucleotide messenger RNA. RefSeq names its product translocase of inner mitochondrial membrane 10B (gene timm10b). Lineage: Eukaryota; Metazoa; Chordata; Actinopteri; Cyprinodontiformes; Poeciliidae. The transcript is spliced from 3 exons. The record is from RefSeq and is a predicted model, not a curated record. Gene Ontology annotation, cellular component: mitochondrial intermembrane space chaperone complex. Bases 250 to 846 code for a protein of 198 amino acids.